GCCGCGUCGACGUCACCACGAUGAUAUACCAGCCGAUUCCUACCACGGACAAGCCCUCCAGCCAGCAACCAUACGUGGACCAGCACCAAAACCAAGCGCAGUAUGCUCCUCAACAGCCCUACCAACAGCAACAAGCCGCCUACAACACCGCUCAGCAUCCGUACGCACAACCAGUGUACGCGUCGGUCGUGUACAUGCAGCCCCCUCGACGCAGCGCAGUGCAACGCUACGUCAGUCGCUUCGGUCAUGCGCUGUUGCUCGUUCUGCUCAACAUUGUGAACUUGGUGUUCUCGAUUGCAAUGUUUGCCGCGGUCAUGAUCGGGCUGUCCCUCUCCGUGGGCCUGUUGCCAGUGGCAUGCUUGGGUCUUGUGGUGCUCAAUCUAUUUAUCUGCUUCAUUCGACCCAUCGCCGCAUUGGAUGGGUGGCUGUACAGCCUGCGACAACGGGCGUACGAAAGCCUUACGGACGAAAACUAGCUAACUAACUGGUGGUUAUUGGUUAUGGAAGUGCCGGCAAUUCACAUUUUCAGCAUGGAGCUAUUCAUAGCGAUCCAAUAUUCCUUCCAGUUGUUUACAGUCGUGUUUGCAAGAAUGAUCUAUACAGUUCUAAUAAAUUUAGUAGGUCAAAUAUGCUGAGGUUGGACGAAUUUGUAUGGCUGAAAGAACUACAUAUUUUAGCCAAUAGAAGCAAUAAGAUCGAAAUAGUAUAUGGCUUCAGUUAACAGUAUUUACACUACUGCGUUCUGUAGCACAGUAAUUUGCCUUGAAAAGUGUGAAAGUAAUAGUAACUUAAUACUAUUAUUAAUAGUAUUAAUAGUAUUAAUAAUAUUAAUAAUUGGUAUUCUUGAUACCUUAUCCUGUU
Aphanomyces astaci is the source of this 861-nucleotide messenger RNA. RefSeq lists its product as hypothetical. The record is from RefSeq and is a predicted model, not a curated record. The transcript has a single exon. NCBI's taxonomy places the organism in Eukaryota, Oomycota, Saprolegniomycetes, Saprolegniales, Verrucalvaceae. Bases 21 to 476 code for a protein of 151 amino acids.